AUGGCGCGGUCGGCAUGGGCCCGAGUAGCCCCGAUGGCCCUGUUGGCCCUCUGGCUGGUUCUGUCCCCGUCGUCCGCGAACGCGCAGGUUAACCUGAGCUCCGUGGACUUUUCGGAGCUACCGGCGCUGCUUGGGAUCCCCUUGGGCCCCCAGGGCAUACGCAGCUACUUGCUGGCGGCCAGGCCGGCCAACGCCUGCCUCGCGAUCGAGACUACUGAGCCCGAUAACCCCUCGCUGGACACACUCGUGAUAGUCCGGCCGCUGGGCUGCACGUGGGAGAGCACGGGGCUGCACGCGCGGAGGGCUGGAGCCACAGCAGCUCCCGCGCGCACUGAGGCCCCAGGGCAGCUGCGCGCGUUCGACGACCUGGAGGUGACCGUGCGCUGCGACCGGCCAGCGCGCGUGCUGCUGCCCCACGGGGCACCCUGUCCAGACCCCGAGUGUCACCCCGCCGUGGCCGCAUCCUGGGCGCUCGCUCGAGCCCUGGCCCUGGCCGCGUCCACACUGUUCGUGCUGAGGCAGCUGUGGCCACGGGUCCGGUGUUGGGGGAGCCGGGGCACCACGGUGAAGACCCAGACGUGCCAGAAGGCCCAGGUGCGCACGUUCACGCGCCUCAGUGACCUGUGCGCCAUUUGCCUGGACGAGUACGAAGAGGGCGAGCGGCUCAAGAUUCUGCCGUGCGCGCAUGUGUACCACUGCCGCUGCAUCGACCCCUGGUUCGUGCGCGCCCCGCAACGCUUGUGCCCCCUGUGCAAGCAGUCGGUGGCCAGCACGCACGACGGCUCCGCGAACAGCAGCGUGGGCGGCGACGACCCACCCCUACCCGGACGCCGCCCCCCCAUCUGGGCCAUCCAGGCCCGACUGCGCUCCCGCAGGCUCGAGCUGCUAGCCCGGACAGUCCCCUGCCGUCGCUGCAGCAGAACCACGUCCCUGGGGACGCUCGAGAACGUGGAGUCGUCAGAAGUGACCCCCGAGACCUCCUGA
Molecule: messenger RNA, 984 nt
Organism: Microtus oregoni (creeping vole)
Lineage: Eukaryota; Metazoa; Chordata; Mammalia; Rodentia; Cricetidae
Gene: Znrf4
Product: zinc and ring finger 4
Exons: 1
Coding region: 1-984 (327 amino acids)
Biological process (GO): ubiquitin-dependent protein catabolic process; negative regulation of cell cycle
Cellular component (GO): cytoplasm
Molecular function (GO): ubiquitin protein ligase activity
Source: RefSeq, a predicted model, not a curated record